AAAAAGUAACUUACGUUUGGAAAAUUUUCCCCUCAUAGGCUCAAACGCAUUAGGCAAUUUUACAAGGACAAGCGACAUUACUUCAGGAAACCGUUUCUCUUCCCUCAUCCAACGCCCUUCUCUGAUACAAGACUAACUUUAGUUGAAGGAAAGCUUUUGUUUUUCAGCACAAGAAAUAAUGGGUAAAUUCUUGACUGCGAUGACUCACCUUCAUACUCUUGCCGGGCCAUCGGUGAUGUUGCUCUAUCCUCUAUAUGCAUCAGUAGUGGCUAUGGAGAGCAAAUCGAAGUUGGAUGAUCAGCAAUGGCUAGCAUACUGGAUUCUCUACUCUUUUCUCACUCUCAUGGAGAUGGUCCUUCAACCUGCUCUUGAAUGGAUACCUAUUUGGUAUGAUGUGAAGCUAGCAAUGGUGGCAUGGCUAGUUCUUCCCCAGUUCAGAGGAGCUGCAUUUAUUUAUGAAAAAUUUGUUAGGGAAAAGCUCAUCAACAGAUAUGGAGCUCAAUAUUUCAGAGAGAAAUCUCCCCCUCUUGCCAAGGUGAACGUGAAACGCAGUGAGGACUGACUACUGAGGAGGCGAAUUUAUGUGGAACCGUUGCGAGCUCGUUUUGUAAUCAGCGAAAAACACUCUGUAUUUCAUCUGUAAUAUCAAAAUAGGAAUUGAUGAAAGAUACUGUGGAUUUUGUAUCCUGACUUUUAAAGUUUGUAAUAAUCUGUUUGCUUGUCGA
This is a messenger RNA of Lycium barbarum (goji berry), 725 nucleotides long. Its product is annotated as HVA22-like protein e. The record is from RefSeq and is a predicted model, not a curated record. Lineage: Eukaryota; Viridiplantae; Streptophyta; Magnoliopsida; Solanales; Solanaceae. Bases 179 to 562 code for a protein of 127 amino acids. The transcript has 6 exons.